GUGACGUCAGGUCCUGUAAUCCGGAAACGGCGGCGACGGCCGAGGCGACCGAGCCGAGGGGCUGUCGUUGGUGGGCGCUCCAGAGAUCCGAGAGGAGCGGAGCGUGACCCGGAAACGGAAGCGAGUCCCUGUCCCAGCUCCGCACACCAGUGGGCUCCCGUGGCCAUGGACCUGUUGUUUGGGCGCCGGAAGACACCAGAAGAGCUGCUGCGGCAGAACCAGCGUGCCCUGAACCGCGCCAUGCGAGAGCUGGAUCGUGAGCGGCAGAAGCUAGAGACCCAGGAGAAGAAAAUCAUCGCAGACAUCAAGAAAAUGGCCAAGCAGGGCCAGAUGGAUGCCGUGCGCAUCAUGGCAAAAGACCUGGUACGCACUCGGCGGUACGUGCGUAAGUUUGUGUUGAUGCGAGCCAACAUCCAAGCUGUGUCCCUCAAGAUCCAGACACUCAAGUCUAACAACUCAAUGGCACAAGCCAUGAAGGGCGUCACCAAGGCCAUGGGCACCAUGAACAGACAGCUGAAACUGCCCCAGAUCCAGAAGAUCAUGAUGGAGUUUGAGCGCCAGGCGGAGAUCAUGGACAUGAAGGAGGAGAUGAUGAACGACGCCAUCGACGAUGCCAUGGGUGAUGAGGACGAUGAAGAGGAGAGUGAUGCCGUUGUAGCCCAGGUGCUGGAUGAGCUAGGCUUGAGCCUGACAGAUGAGCUAUCAAGGGCUCUCUUCCUAACUCCCACUCUCUGCAGACCUCCCAUCCACUGGAGGCUCGCUCAGCGUGGCCGCCAAUGGGAAGAAAGCAGAGGCUGCAGCCUCUGCCCUAGUUGAUGCAGAUGCAGACCUCGAGGAGCGGCUCAAGAACCUUCGGAGGGACUGACCCCCUAUCCCCUACCCCCUACCCCAGGGAGGAUGGCCCAUCAUUUUCACUAUACCUUCCGUAAUAAAAGACAUUGAACACUA
Camelus dromedarius (Arabian camel) is the source of this 948-nucleotide messenger RNA. It is a transcript of the gene CHMP2A, whose product is annotated as charged multivesicular body protein 2A. Gene Ontology annotation, biological process: late endosome to vacuole transport; endosome transport via multivesicular body sorting pathway; protein transport. Bases 166 to 816 code for a protein of 216 amino acids. The record is from RefSeq and is a predicted model, not a curated record. The transcript has 6 exons. NCBI's taxonomy places the organism in Eukaryota, Metazoa, Chordata, Mammalia, Artiodactyla, Camelidae. Gene Ontology annotation, cellular component: multivesicular body; ESCRT III complex.